AUGCUUCUGCAGCCUGUCGGUGACUUCUCUUUUGACAAGUUCUUCACCUAUGAGGGCGUCAAGGAGGCUCUGUCAUCUCCAGAGGUCGUGCUGCCAGCGUGGGUGCACUAUGUUGCCUUCGAUCUGUUCACGGCCAAGUGGCUGGUGCAGGACUCCAUUGCCAACUCUGUGCCGCACUGGCUCCUGGUCGUUCCAUGCUUACUGGUCACCAUGAUGCUGGGACCAAUGGGCCUUCUGUCCUACUUCGUUGUUAGGACCAUUACAUCAGCAGUGCGGCAAAAGGAUGCUACCAAGAAACAGUGA
Messenger RNA from Coccomyxa subellipsoidea C-169, 303 nucleotides. RefSeq lists its product as hypothetical. NCBI's taxonomy places the organism in Eukaryota, Viridiplantae, Chlorophyta, Trebouxiophyceae, Coccomyxaceae. The coding region runs from base 1 to 303 and encodes 100 amino acids. The record is from RefSeq and is a predicted model, not a curated record. The transcript is spliced from 2 exons.